GCGUGGGCGGUAUUAUAUAGUGUUGCAGUAAUUUUAAAAGUGAAGUGACAUAGUGCCAUUGUAUAUUUUAAAUGUAUACCUACGUAUAAUAUAUAUAUGGACACAUUGACGAUUCGAUAUUUGAGUUGUACUGGAAGACUUGGACUUUCGUCAUAAUAUUAAUCGCCUCUGUUGUUUAUGUAUAAGGUGGCUAAAUAUUAUGAACAACGGACGUGCACGAGUUCCGAAAUGUGCACGAUGCCGCAACCACGGUCUCAUAUCAAGCCUUCGUGGACAUAAGAAGGCUUGCAGCUAUAGACUGUGCCAGUGUCCAAAAUGUGGACUCAUUAAGGAAAGACAACGCAUUAUGGCCGCUCAGGUGGCAUUAAAAAGACAACAAGCGGCUGAAGAUAAAAUUGCCCUACACUUAGCUUCUGUUGAAAGUGGGACUCCAUUGGAAGCACUGCCUCCUGGCCGUAUAUAUGGAAUGCGCGUGACUGCGCCAUGCCCUAGCCCUGGUCCUGAGCCUGACUCCGCUGCUGAUGAUCAGACGCCAAUACAUAUAGAUAGCGAGACAAGCGACUCUCUACCCGAUUGUUGCAGUACGUCUCCAGAUUCCGCGGGAAAUUCUUCUGCAACUAUACGAAGGCCUGGUGAAAGUGAAGAGAUUGCUGAAGCUGAAGGAGCGGUAAGCACUGCCGGUCUUGAAAUGUUAAGGAAGCUGUUUCCGGGUAAAAAGAGGUCCGUCCUCGAAUUAGUGCUGCGCCGCUGCAACCACGACUUACUUCGCGCCGUCGAACAUUUCAAUGCGACCCAUGCACAUAGAGAGAAACCACCGACACCGUUCGGCACAAGUACAAGCUUCGAUGCUUCAGUGUCAAGUACUGAAGAAGUAGAAUCUAGGUGGUCUGCAUUCCGUCCUGUGGGGCCUCGUGCUCCUCUAUUACCCGCCCUAGUUAUGGGACGAGUAUGCGGCUCUGAAUGGCUUGUACCAUUGCCAGCACUACCAGCCUUAUCCGCGCCGUUACUGUUGCCACUGCAGCAUCCACACCAGGCUCCAGCGCCGUGUAACCCUUGCACACCCGAUUGUCGCCAAUGUAAUUCACAUCACUAAUUUAAAAAAUUAUAAGCAUAGUAUUUUAUGUGUUCACCGAUAUGAACGUUUUUGUUCUGCAAUAAGUAUAUGUAGCUUAUAUGUACAUGUAAUACUUAUAUGUACCUUAUUAUUUAAUUGUAUUCGUCCAAAUCGAAAUAAAAUUAUCUUUAAUAUCAAAUGCUUUGCA
This is a messenger RNA of Achroia grisella, 1262 nucleotides long. It is a transcript of the gene dmrt93B, whose product is annotated as doublesex- and mab-3-related transcription factor dmd-4. Gene Ontology annotation, molecular function: DNA-binding transcription factor activity, RNA polymerase II-specific; protein binding; RNA polymerase II cis-regulatory region sequence-specific DNA binding. The record is from RefSeq and is a predicted model, not a curated record. NCBI's taxonomy places the organism in Eukaryota, Metazoa, Arthropoda, Insecta, Lepidoptera, Pyralidae. Gene Ontology annotation, biological process: regulation of transcription by RNA polymerase II; sex differentiation. Gene Ontology annotation, cellular component: nucleus. Bases 200 to 1093 code for a protein of 297 amino acids. The transcript is spliced from 6 exons.